Messenger RNA from Trichophyton rubrum CBS 118892, 372 nucleotides. RefSeq lists its product as uncharacterized. The coding region runs from base 1 to 372 and encodes 123 amino acids. Lineage: Eukaryota; Fungi; Ascomycota; Eurotiomycetes; Onygenales; Arthrodermataceae. The transcript has 2 exons. The record is from RefSeq and is a predicted model, not a curated record.
AUGGACCCGUACCCAUGUCAUUCUCACUGGAAACAGUUUUCCGACCCAAUAACGCUUCUUCAACCGCCUGAUGAUCCCGAGGCAGAGGUCAAAUCGGUUCCCAAUUCUCGGCAGAAUCAUUACCUAGAGGGAAAAGAUGAUGGCAGACAGUCGGGAAAGAAGUCAUUCAAUUGUGAUCUCUUCCCAAAGUCUCGAGCCUCGUUUGCUACGGGGAAAGUUUCGCGGCCUAAGUUGGAGCUCCUGGAAGAAUCCUUAGGUUUACUUAAUGCGAGGAUAAAUGGUGUUAUGGAUGUGUAUGCGUGGAAACGGAGAUAUUAUCUUGGAGUUUAUGGCCAUACCAUGGUCAGAAGAAAUAAAUCGAGGUACUCUUGA